GCAAACUGCGGCGGACCUGCCUGUCUGUCUGUCUGUCUGUCUGUCUGUCUGUCUGUCUGUCUGUCUGCCUGCCUGUCUGUCUGUCUGUCUGUCUGUCUGUCUGCCUGCCUGCCUGUCUGUCUGCCUUUCUGUCUGUCGUCCAGUCCGCUGUCCGAGAGGCGCACGGAGCAGCGCUAGAAGCCCGCCGACAACAUGAGCGUGGAGCGGAUAUUUGAUGAGCUCGGACACUUCAAGAGGUUCCAGGCGUGUCUGUACUUCGCAGCGGUCUUCCAGGCCAUCGCGUGUGGGAUCCACUAUCUCGCCUCGGUGUUUCUCGUCGAGACCCCCAACUUUGUGUGCGGUGCGCCCGCCAACAUCACCGACGUCCUAUACGGUAACGUCUCGGGAACCGCUCUAGAAGACGUCCUACCCUCCUUCAAUGAUGCCUACAGCUACCUGGCGGUCAAGACCUCCACGGGGGACCAAUGGGAACUCGGCCGGUGCCAGAGCGCAUUGCGCGUCAACCCCACGGACUUCCUUAGCUAUGAAUUCGAUGGCGACAAAACGACGAUAGUCUGCGAGCAGAAGUUCGUCUUCGACCACAGCCAGGUAAUACAAAGCAUCGUGACCGACUGGAACCUGGUGUGUGAUGAGGAAUGGCUGGCCCAGCUGUGCCAGCCCACCUUCAUGAUCGGCGUGAUGAUCGGCGCGCUCGUGUUUGGGGAUAUCGCCGAUAGGGUCGGCCGUGUAAAGAUUCUCAUGGUCACCAGCUCGUGCCAGUUUGUGUUAGGGGUGCUGGUUGCAUUCUCCCCAAACUACUACUGGUUCCUAGCCAUUCGCUUCGUCCUUGCCAUGGUGUCCAGUGGCUACCUGGUGGUGGUGUUUGUCUACGUGACCGAGUUCACCGGCACCAAGGUGCGCACGUGGACCUCCAUGCACGUGCACGCCGCCUUCGCCGUGGGCAUCAUGGUGGUGUCGCUGAUCGGCUACCUGGUGCGCACGUGGUGGAUCUACCAGAUCGUCCUCUCCCUCGUCACCUCGCCCUUCCUCUUCUUCUGCUGGAAGUUCCCCGAGACGCCCUUCUACCUCAUGGCCAAGGGCCGCCUGCGAGAGGCCCAGGCUCUGCUGGAGCGCAUCGCCAGCACCAACGGCCUGGAGUGCCGGCUGAGGGCGGAGGACCUCCUGGAGCCCGAGGACAAGGGCGCCAGCGACCUGCUGGAGAAGAGGGACGGCGGGGAGAAGCAGGAGGAAGGGCAGAAGGAGGCAGAGGAGAAGGAGGGAGAGGAGGGGCAGGCCAAGGCAGCGGAGAAGAAGCUGUCCAUCCUGGAUCUGUUUGGCAGCUGGAGGAUGGCGGGCCGAACCAUCAUCGUGUGGGCCAUCUGGUUCAUCGGCAGCCUGGGAUACUACGUCUUCUCCCUGGGCUCCGUCAACCUGGGGGGCAACCAGUACCUCAAUCUCUUCCUCGCCGGGGCCGUGGAGAUCCCGUCGUACCUGGUGGGGAGCUACGCCAUGGACCGCGUGGGCAGGAAGAAGACCUGCGCCCCAGGCCUGAUUCUGGCCGGGGUAGCCUGCAUGCUCAUGAUCGUAGUCCCUUCUGACAUCCAUUGGCUGGUGACCUUACUCAGUAUGAUCGGGAAGUUUUCCAUCGCCAUCGCCUUUGGUCUGAUUUACCUGUACACCUGUGAGCUUUACCCGACCAUCAUCAGGUCCCUGGCUGUGGGGAGCGGCAGCAUGAUGUGUCGUGUGGGCAGUGUGGUGGCCCCCUACUGCGUCUACCUGGCGGACUACUGGAUCCACCUUCCUCAGUUGAUAGUGGGAAUCCUGGCAUUCAUCUUUGGUGUGUUGACACUGAUGUUGCCCGAGACCCUUGGCCAGCCACUUACCACCAGCCUGGAGGAGGCUCAGAACCUGGGGGUCAACGCCAAGAAGAAGAGCUCACCUAAGGACAGCAAAGACCCUGAGAAUGGGCUGGAGAUGGCGCAGCAGCGUCUCUAGGACGGGGGUCUGGGCCAAACACACACACAGGGACAGACUUAUGGAGCAUAACUAAAUAAAAAGGGAAAGGUUUGAUACAUUUUGACCCUUGUCAAAAACUAAAGACAGGGAAAUUAUGUACUUCUUUACUUUUGAUACUUGUAUGUUUUAAUCCAGUUAGAUACUAACAUUUGAUCUGAGCUACUUUAUGACUCUACUCUUGUGAUUUUGUGACGGUUUACUUACUUUUAGCAGUCAUCUUCAACAAAGCUAUCUGUACUUUUUAGUCAAGUAUAAUUUUCUCAUACUUUGUACAUCACUGUGUAUCUAUAUCAUAUUCUAUAUAUUACAUCAAAUAAUUUAAUGAUAAUAAUUGUUUUCGUCUCAGGGAAUUCUCUUUGAAAUCACUGUGAAAACCAUUCGCUAUAGCCUCAUAAAUCUGUAAAUUUCCCCUUUGUGUGUGUGUCUACAUAUGUGUGUUUCUGCAUGUGUGUGUUUGUGUGUAUGCGCAUGCCUCUGUGACAUUGUACAAGAAAACAAGCUAAGUCUUGAGGCUAGCUCUAAAUUAAUACUGUUCCUUAUGAGCAAUUCAGGUGCUAGAGCUUAGCUUAGUUAAGUUUCAGAUUUGCGAUAGUCUUUGAUGUUUUGGACCAAAGACAAAAAAGGGCAUUUCUCAAGAGGCUUAUUUAAAGUGUUUUUUGAAAAGACCUGGUAACACCACAAGAGACAAUUGCAACACAUAUGUACUAAUAAGUAUGAUGAAGUAUUUACAUUGACAGCCCAAAGGCCAAUAAUUGACUUAUGGUUUUUAUUGUUUGUACAGAUAUAUUGACCGGUAGUAUUAUUAUUUUUUAAUUAUAGGAAUUAUUAAGACAGUUUACAUUGUUUCUUAUGAGGACCUAUAGUAUUAACGAUACUCUGUAUGAACAUUCAUGUUCAUAUUUGAUCAUGGCAGGAACAUUGUUAUAACAUAAUUUUGUUCAUUUCAACAACUUUGUGAAAAAAAUAAAAAAAACAAUAUAGCCUGG
Gadus morhua (Atlantic cod) is the source of this 2981-nucleotide messenger RNA. It is a transcript of the gene slc22a16, whose product is annotated as solute carrier family 22 member 16. The coding region runs from base 193 to 1974 and encodes 593 amino acids. The record is from RefSeq and is a predicted model, not a curated record. Gene Ontology annotation, biological process: transmembrane transport. Gene Ontology annotation, cellular component: membrane. Gene Ontology annotation, molecular function: transmembrane transporter activity. Lineage: Eukaryota; Metazoa; Chordata; Actinopteri; Gadiformes; Gadidae. The transcript is spliced from 8 exons.